UAUUGCCAGCUGUUGCCAGUGCGCUCGCUGCCGUCAUAGGCAGUGUGCAGUUAGGUUUAAUUUGAGAUCAUUCUUCCUGUACUUUGUAAACAGUAUACAUUUAAUGACUUAACACUGACCUUUUCUAUGUAUUCACAUGUUUAUAAGAAACGUUUUAAUAGAGAAAAUCUAAAUCGAAUUACAAGUCGUUGUAUUAGAAUCAGUACGUGAUUAUAGGUUAGAAUUAAUAAAAAUUAAACAAUGUCGACAACAUCGUCAGAAAAGGACCUCGAUUUAGCUAAUGCUGACCGCGGCGUUUGGCUUGUAAAAGUUCCAAAAUAUAUUGCUAAUAGAUGGGAAAAAGCCCCGGGCAGUAUUGAAGUAGCUAAACUUAGAAUUACAAAACAUUAUAAACAAAAAGCAGAAGUUACUUUGAGGCUUUCUGAAGCUGUUUUGGCCUUAAGAGAAGCUGGUGAGCAAGAUAUUCCACAGCAACAUAAGCUUGAUGUUACAACUGUGAUACACCAAACUUUAGGAGUCUUUUCUCAUACUGCACCUGUGGGUAGUUCAGAUGCAGUUGUACCUGAUACAGAAAAAUUAUCCAUGGAAGGAAAAAUUGUACAAAAAUUAGAAUGUCGUCCUCAUGCUGAUAAUACCUAUAUGAAACUUAAACUUGAAAGUAUCAAGAAGGCUUCAAUUCCUCAAAGAUCAGUGCAACAAUUGGACAGAGCAGUACAUAAUUUCAAACCUGUUUCUGAUCACAAACAUAAUAUGGAGUAUGCUGAGAAAAAGAAAGCAGAGGGCAAAAAGAUGCGCGAUGACAAAGAUGUAGUUCAAAAUAUGCUAUUUACAGCUUUUGAAAAGCAUCAGUAUUAUAAUAUCAAAGAUCUUGUCAAGAUAACAAGACAACCUGUUGUGUAUUUGAAAGAGAUAUUGAAUGAAGUAUGUAACUAUAACUUAAAAAACCCUCAUAGAAACAUGUGGGAAUUGAAACCAGAAUACAGGCAUUACAAAGAAGAAAAAUCUGUUAAUGCUGACAACUUAAAAAAUAAUGAUUCUGACUGAAUUUAGCUUUAAAGAAAGUGUGAAUAUAAUUUUAUAAGUAAAUAAAUUUAUUGACUCAUUGAAUAAUAAGUGCAGUUAAAUUUUAAUUAUAUCAAUAUUCUUUGGCUAUUACAAACACAACAUGACUAUGAAAGUAUA
Messenger RNA from Phymastichus coffea, 1182 nucleotides. It is a transcript of the gene TfIIFbeta, whose product is annotated as general transcription factor IIF subunit 2. The record is from RefSeq and is a predicted model, not a curated record. Gene Ontology annotation, cellular component: transcription factor TFIIF complex. Gene Ontology annotation, biological process: transcription by RNA polymerase II; transcription initiation at RNA polymerase II promoter. The transcript is spliced from 6 exons. Lineage: Eukaryota; Metazoa; Arthropoda; Insecta; Hymenoptera; Eulophidae. Bases 241 to 1044 code for a protein of 267 amino acids.